Messenger RNA from Rubroshorea leprosula, 1180 nucleotides. NCBI's taxonomy places the organism in Eukaryota, Viridiplantae, Streptophyta, Magnoliopsida, Malvales, Dipterocarpaceae. The record is from the annotation of a GenBank genome assembly.
AAAUUCAAUCAAUUUCCUGUCUUCUUUUUUUGUUUUUUAUUUUAAUCAAUUUCAUAUCUUGAUUUUGUCAUUCAUAUCACGCGAACAUGCUGACCUGUAUUCCACACUGAAAGCAAUACCAAACUCUCCUAUAUAUAAGCUUGAGCACGCCUGUUUCUUUGCUCAUCACAUACUUGACAUCUUUGGUUCAGAAAAAUGGCUUUGUUUUUGUGCUUCUUCUUCUUCUUUCUAAUUUCCUAUGCUUCUGCUUGUGAUCGCUGUGUUCAUCAAUCAAAGGCUGCUUAUUUCUCCAAGGCCCCUGCUCUUUCGUCUGGGGCUUGUGGGUAUGGUUCCUUGGCUAUUGGCUUCAAUGGUGGACACCUUGCAGCUGGUGUUCCUUCUCUUUUCAAAGAUGGAGCUGGUUGUGGCGCAUGUUUUCAGAUAAGAUGCAAGAACACAACUCUGUGUAACAGCAAAGGAACUAGAGUGAUUCUGACCGAUCUCAAUUACCACAACAAAACAGACUUUGUUCUUAGCAGCAGAGCUUUCAAGGCCAUGGCUAACAAUGGCUCGGAUCGAGAAAUUUUGAAACAUGGAAUUCUAGACGUGGAAUACAAGAGGGUACCUUGUGUAUACAAGAACCAGAAUUUGGCAGUGAGGGUGGAAGAAUCUAGCCAAAAGCCAAAUUACUUGGCAAUCCAGCUGUUGUACCAAGGAGGCCAGACAGAAAUAGUAAGCAUGGAUGUAGCUAAGGUUGGUUCUUCAAGUUGGAAUUUCAUGAACCGGAAAUCCAGUGCCGUGUGGGAGUCUAGCAGGGUACCGGGGGGGGCAUUGCAGUUCAGAUUUGUGGUAACGUCUGGGUAUGAUGGGAAGUGGAUUUGGGCAAAGAGUGUGCUUCCGGCCGACUGGAAAACUGGGGUUGUGUAUGAUACCGGAGUUCAGAUCACUGACAUUGCUCAGGAGGGUUGCUUUCCUUGUGAUGAAGGGAAUUGGAAAUGAUCAAAUGAUGAAGAGGUUUUGACUUUUCAGAUUGAUCUACUGUGAAUACACCCUUUUUCUUUUUCUUUUUUUCAUCUGAGCGUGAAUAAUUUAGGAGUAGAAAAUGAGGUGAAGAAAAGAGAAUUGUUAUAAGGACAUGUCUUGUAAUGUUCUUGGUGAUGUUUAACUUAUUUAUUUCCUUCAAUAAAAUGCUCAUUCUUUG